AUGUUUCAGAUGAGUUCUUAUCCAGGCACCUUGCUCCUUGUAUCCUUCUUCCACUUCAGCCAUCCUUGGUCAGUGAAUAAUUUCCUGAUGACUGGUCCCAAGGCAUACCUCAUAUACUCCAGCAGUGUUGCUGCCGGGGCGCAGAGUGGAAUCGAGGAAUGCAAGUUCCAGUUUGCUUGGGACCGCUGGAACUGUCCUGAGAGAGCUCUGCAGCUCUCUAGCCAUGGAGGUUUACGGAGUGCAAACCGAGAGACAGCUUUUGUCCACGCGAUCAGUUCUGCUGGAGUCAUGUACACGCUGACACGCAACUGCAGCCUUGGCGAUUUUGACAACUGUGGGUGUGACGACUCCCGCAACGGACAGCUUGGGGGUCAAGGAUGGCUGUGGGGAGGCUGCAGUGACAACGUGGGCUUUGGGGAGGCCAUUUCCAAGCAGUUCGUGGAUGCCCUUGAGACAGGGCAGGAUGCCAGGGCAGCCAUGAACCUGCAUAAUAACGAGGCUGGGAGGAAGGCAGUGAAAGGGACGAUGAAGAGGACCUGUAAAUGCCAUGGGGUGUCUGGCAGCUGCACCACCCAGACCUGUUGGCUGCAGCUGCCUGAGUUUCGAGAAGUGGGCACAUACCUCAAGGAGAAGUACCACAAAGCCCUGAAAGUGGACUUACUCCAAGGAGCAGGCAACAGCGCUGCCAGCCGGGGAGCCAUCGCAGAGACCUUCAGUUCCAUCUCCAAGAAGGAGCUGGUCCACCUGGAAGACUCGCCCGAUUAUUGCCUGGAGAACAAGACUCUGGGCCUCCUGGGGACCGAGGGCCGAGAGUGCCUGAAGAGGGGCAAGGCCCUGAGCAAGUGGGAGAAGCGGAGCUGCCAGCGCUUGUGUGGGGACUGCGGGCUGGUUGUGGAGGAACGGCGAGCUGAGAUGGUGUCCAGCUGCAACUGCAAGUUUCACUGGUGCUGCGCGGUCCGUUGCGAGCAGUGCCGCAAGCGAGUCACCAAGUACUACUGUGUCCGCAAGGAGAAACGGGAGCGCAGUGGGGGUGGCAGAGUGCCCCGCAAGCUCAAAAGGAAGCAGUCUUAA
This is a messenger RNA of Eublepharis macularius, 1071 nucleotides long. RefSeq names its product Wnt family member 8B (gene WNT8B). The transcript has 6 exons. Gene Ontology annotation, cellular component: extracellular region. The coding region runs from base 1 to 1071 and encodes 356 amino acids. The record is from RefSeq and is a predicted model, not a curated record. Gene Ontology annotation, biological process: neuron differentiation; cell fate commitment; multicellular organism development. NCBI's taxonomy places the organism in Eukaryota, Metazoa, Chordata, Lepidosauria, Squamata, Eublepharidae. Gene Ontology annotation, molecular function: cytokine activity; frizzled binding.